Molecule: messenger RNA, 792 nt
Organism: Salvia miltiorrhiza (redroot sage)
Lineage: Eukaryota; Viridiplantae; Streptophyta; Magnoliopsida; Lamiales; Lamiaceae
Exons: 1
Coding region: 1-792 (263 amino acids)
Molecular function (GO): catalytic activity
Source: RefSeq, a predicted model, not a curated record
AUGAAGAUGGUUUCCUACAACAUUAGAGGGCUGGGGAGCAAGAUCAAGAAGAGAGAGUUACGGGAGCUUUUACAAAAACAGAAGAUUGAUUUUUGUUUUAUACAAGAAACUAAGAUGGAGAACUUCAGCAAUUGUGAUCUUAAAGGGAUCUGGGGGUCAGAUUGUUUUGACUUUGCGAGGCGGCAAGCAGAAGGGAGAUCAGGGGGUAUUCUCUCUAUUUGGAACCCAGCGCUGUUCUCCAAAUCCAGCCAUUGGGACCUCCCGGGAGCUUUGAUCGUAAACGGUAAGUGGAUCUCUGAAAAUCUCAAUGGGUGUUUGAUCAAUAUUUAUGCUCCUCAAUGUUUUAAUGCCCGGGAAACACUUUGGGAUAGUCUUGGAGUGGUGGUUAGACAAAAUAGAGAUUCUUCUAUUUGCAUUGCAGGGGACUUCAAUUCCAUUAGAUAUGAAAGUGAAAGAGUUGGCAGGGGAACCCAGUUCUCGACUAGGGACUUGAAUGCCUUUGAUAACUUCAUUAGGGCUAACGAUCUUACUGAAAUUCGGUUGCAAGGCAGAAGCUUUACAUGGUACCAACCUAAUGGACAAUGCAAGACGAAGCUCGACCGUUUCCUGGUUAACGAAAAAUGGCUGGACCAGUGGCCUCAUUCAAAAGUGAGAGGCCUCCAAAGGACAAUCUCAGACCAUUGCCCGAUUCUAUUGGAAACAAAGGCAGUUGACUGGGGUCCUAAACCUUUCCGCUUCAUCAAUGCGUGGACCAGCCACAAAGAUUUCGAGAAGGUGGUCCACGAUUCUUAG